CAAAAUGGAAGUGAGUCCUCCAUUUUGUUUGUUUUCUCGGUGUGCGGUGUAAAGGAUAUCGUGUCUCGUUGUUGUAGAGUUUUUUGGUAAACGCCCGUAAACGUUAGGGUUCCCGUACGCUUACGGGACCGCCGGGACGGGUGUAUAUAUGUGUCUAGUUCGUGUCCCUCGGUCAGAGGGUUCGACAAAUAGCAGACAUUGGGCGCAUCGCGAGUAAGCACUUCGUCAAAUUGACCACAGUCGCCGGCUCCAGGAACAGUAAUAGUAGUAAUCCGUACGCGAACGCCGUUUACCGGUGCGAUUCAUCUACCGGGAACACUCUUCCAACGUAUAAAGAAGUUGGCCCAAAAAAAAGCAAAAAGGAACCUCGGACGCCUCCCCUCAUCUCAUCAACGAUGAACCACGUGACGGGACAAGACAGGCGUAACGAUAUCAACCCCCAAAAUAACGUCAACGAGGUCGAAGAAAUGGAAACGCAAGAAGUCACCCCAAUGGACUAUAUAACAGAUAGUGGAGGAGGCGAAAUGGAGUCCCAAAACGGAGAUGCUGCCAUUGGGCCCCAACCUGAACCCGCAGUAGGCACCCGAGACAUUGAUAUGGAUGAGGAAGACGAUGCCCGGUCAGAGGCCACCUUCCAUUUCGUUGUACCGCAAUUCAGCAAGCUCAAGGAUUCUGUGCUAUCUCCACCAUGUUACGUUAGAAACCUUCCGUGGAAAAUAAUGGUAAUGCCGAGAACGAGUCACGCGCAAGAAAGGACACCAGCCCAAAAAUCGCUUGGGUUUUUUUUGCAAUGUAACGGAGAGAGUGAAUCAAGUUCUUGGUCGUGUUAUGCAGUUGCUGAAUUAAGAUUGUUAUCGGUUCGACAGGAAGUGGAGUCUUUUUCUAGAAAAAUUCAACAUUUGUUUUAUUCGAAGGAAAACGAUUGGGGAUUUUCGCAUUUUAUGAGUUGGAAUGAUGUGUUGGAUCCAGAAAAAGGUUACAUAAAGGAUGAUACGAUUACUUUGGAGGUGCACGUAUGCGCCGAUGCCCCUCACGGCGUCUCUUGGGAUAGUAAAAAACACACGGGUUACGUUGGUUUGAAAAAUCAAGGUGCCACGUGUUAUAUGAACUCUUUAUUGCAAACUUUAUACUUUACGAAUCAGUUGCGCAAAGCCGUUUAUAAGAUGCCGACGGAGUCCGACGACUCUACGAAGUCGGUUGCGUUAGCUCUACAAAGGGUUUUUCACGAAUUACAAUUUUCUGAUAAGCCGGUUGGUACGAAGAAGCUAACUAAGAGUUUUGGUUGGGAAACGCUUGAUAGUUUUAUGCAGCACGAUGUUCAAGAAUUUUUACGCGUUUUACUUGAUAAAUUGGAGAGUAAAAUGAAAGGAACUUGCGUCGAGGGAACCGUUCCGAAGCUGUUUGAAGGCAAAAUGGUUUCUUAUAUCCGUUGUAAAAAUGUUAAUUAUACUAGUAAUCGUACGGAAACUUUUUAUGAUAUCCAAUUAAAUAUAAAAGGUAAAAAAAACAUUGACGAAUCUUUCAAAGAUUACAUUGCAACGGAAACCCUUGACGGAGAGAAUAAAUACGACGCGGGCGAACACGGCUUACAAGACGCGGAAAAAGGAGUCAUCUUCUCAUCGUUUCCCCCAGUUUUACAUCUACAUUUAAUGCGAUUCCAAUACGAUCCCAUUACAGAUUGUUCCGUUAAGUUUAACGAUCGUUUUGAGUUUUACGAAAAGAUCUCCUUGGAUAAUUAUCUUCAAGACCCGGAUCCGACUAAUCCCGCGAAUUACACCUUACAUGCUGUGUUAGUACAUUCCGGUGAUAAUCACGGUGGUCAUUACGUUGUAUUUAUUAAUCCGAAAGGUGACGGAAAAUGGUGUAGAUUCGACGAUGAUGUGGUUUCGCGUUGUACAAAACAAGAGGCGAUUGAUUAUAAUUAUGGGGGCCACGAAGAAGAUAUGAACAUGACGGUUAAACAUUGUACUAACGCGUAUAUGUUGGUUUAUAUCCGCGAUUCCGAGUUGCAUAACGUAUUAAAGGAAGUCUCAGAGGCGGAUAUUCCGAGUGAAUUAGCCGAUCGAUUAGCCGAGGAGAAACGAAUGGAACAAGUGAGGCGUAAAGAACGGAGUGAAGCUCAUUUAUAUAUGACUAUAAACGUUUUGUUGGAGGAUGCCUUCGAUGGACACCAAGGUAACGAUUUAUACGAUCCUGAAAAGGCGUGUUAUCGCGUUUUUAAGAUCAAAAAGACUGCUACGGUUGCUGAAAUGCUCGAGAUGUUAGCGGUUAGCUUUAAAUAUCCGCCUGAACAAAUUCGACCUUGGCCUUUUGGGACUAGAUCGAACAACACUUUUCGACCUAGCAUGUUGGAUCAAGAACAAGAUUUACAUAAAAGCGUAAUUGACGCAUCUGAAAAUCAAAAUCCUUGGAAUAUAUUCUUGGAGUUGCUUCCGCCCGAUUCUGAAUUAACCGCGUUGUUACCGUUUGAUAAGGAAACGGAUGUUUUAAUGUUUUUUAAAAUGUACGACCCAAAACAGAAAAAGAUUCAUUAUUGCGGACAUAGUUAUUUAGCGGUUACUAGUAAAUUAGCGGAUAUCGUCCCUAUGUUGAACGAGAGGGCCGGAUUUCCCCGAGACACCGAGUUGGUUCUGUACGAAGAAAUUCGACCGAAUAUGGUCGAUAGAAUUAACGACUUAAAUUCGUCGUUGGAGCGAGUCCUCGAUGAAUUAAUGGACGGGGAUAUAAUCGUGUUUGAAAAGGAGGAUCGAGAGGAGCUCUCCGAUUUACCAACUUGCGUUGAGUUCUUUAAAGAUUUGUUUCAUAGGGUUGAAGUAACCUUCGUUGAUAAGUGUAUACCCAAUGAUCAAGGAUUCACUAUGGAGUUAUCUCAACGGAUGACUUAUGAUCAAUUAGCUAGGGCUGUUGCCCAAAGAGUUGGCACCGAUCCUUAUUUAUUGCAGUUCUUUAAAUGCCAAAAUUAUAAAGAUAGUCCAGGUAACGCUUUAAGAUGCACAUUCGAAGGAACAUUAAAAGAUUUGUUGGUGUUCACAAAGCCGAAGAUGCCGAAAAAAAUCUUUUACCAACAACUAAGUAUCCGGGUGAACGAGCUCGAAACUAAAAAACAAUUUAAAUGCGUCUUUAUUGGUUUGAAAAUGCGUGAUGAAAAGGAAUUAAUUUUAUACCCGAACAAAAACGGAACCGUCGGCGAUUUAUUCGAAGAGGCGAAAAAGCAGAUUGAGUUUUCCGAGGGGAGCACAGGAAAAUUACGGUUAACUGAGGUCUCGUGCAAUAAAGUUUCGCUCGGGCCCAAAGAGGACACUCUUUUGGAAGGAUUAACGCUCUGCGCGACUAAGAUUUAUCGAAUAGAGGAGGUGCCGAGGGAUGAGUUACACAUGGGCGAUGAUGAAAUGUUGAUUCCGUGCGCUCAUUUCCACAAGGAGGCUUUUUCGACUUUUGGAGCACCCUUUUUGAUUCGAAUUAAGCAAGGGGAACCGUUUGCGAGAGUAAAAGAGCGUAUCCAAAAAAAAUUAGCUUUGCCCGAGAAAGACUUUGAAAAGAUCAAAUUUGCAAUUAUAACAAUGAAUCAACCCCAAUUUAUUCGAGACGAUGAGUAUGUUGUUAAUCUCUCCGAGUUUAAAUGGAAUGCGGCUCAACCUGCUGGGAGACCUUGGUUGGGAUUGGAGCACGUUAACAAAGCCCCGAAAAGGGCGAGGUUCAAUUACUUGGAGAAAGCGAUAAAAAUCUAUAAUUGAGACUGAGACUUUUUAAGUUUACGCAAAGAACUACUUCUACUACCACACUAUUAAUUAAUUAAUUACAAUUUUUAACUAAAAAGCAUAUAAAGGAAAACUCCCGUUUUUCUUUCAUCUCUCUCUUUCUCUCUCUUAUUUCCUUCCUAGCUAAAGGUUUAUAAAAAUGUAUAUCUUAAAAAUAAACAAGUGUGGUAGCAUCGGUAGAAGAAAACGGAUGAAUAUUAAUUAAUUUAACAAAGGCCGAGAAGAUUGUGAAAGUUUAUAUUAACUAAUAAUAUAGUUGUUGAGAGUUUAAUUUUUAAUUAUAUACUUUAGCCGCCUUAUUUAAA
This is a messenger RNA of Onthophagus taurus, 4063 nucleotides long. RefSeq names its product Ubiquitin-specific protease 7 (gene Usp7). Gene Ontology annotation, cellular component: nucleus; cytosol. Lineage: Eukaryota; Metazoa; Arthropoda; Insecta; Coleoptera; Scarabaeidae. Gene Ontology annotation, molecular function: protein binding; cysteine-type deubiquitinase activity. The record is from RefSeq and is a predicted model, not a curated record. Gene Ontology annotation, biological process: regulation of protein stability; protein deubiquitination.